Fragaria vesca subsp. vesca is the source of this 1852-nucleotide messenger RNA. Its product is annotated as putative disease resistance RPP13-like protein 1-like. The coding region runs from base 63 to 1109 and encodes 348 amino acids. Lineage: Eukaryota; Viridiplantae; Streptophyta; Magnoliopsida; Rosales; Rosaceae. The record is from RefSeq and is a predicted model, not a curated record. Gene Ontology annotation, biological process: regulation of mitotic cell cycle; defense response to other organism. Gene Ontology annotation, molecular function: ADP binding; protein binding. The transcript is spliced from 4 exons.
CGGAUUUUAUUUCAGCAGUGAAUUGCAAAAAGUUACGUACUCUAGCAAUUUUUAAUUCAACAAUGAGUAGCAUAGAUAUAAAAGCAAUUUCACAAAUGAAAUGUCUGAGGACAUUAAAUUUGAGCCACAACAAGAUGAGAGAAAUUCCAGAAGAGAUUGGUGAAUUGAUACAUUUGAGGUAUCUCGACUUGUCUCAAAAUUACAUGGAGAAACUACCAGACAGUUUGGGGAAUUUAUACAACUUGCAAACCUUGUGUCUGACUGGCUGCUUGGUGCUUAUAAGACUGCCUGAAACUAUGGGGAACUUGAUUAAUUUAAAGCAUCUUCAUAACGAGGGUUGUUCAUACCUGGGGUACUUGCCUAGAGAGAUGGCGAGAUUAACAAGUCUGCAAACACUAAAUGAGUGUACUCUCACCGAUGAAGGCUUGAAACUAGGAGAUCUGGGAAGCUUGGACCAGCUUCAGGGUAGUCUCUGGAUUAAACUCAAGGAGAAUUUGAAGGAUGCUACGAGUGAUGCAGAGAAGGCUCCCUUGUUGAAUACAAAGCUUCGGUUUUUGAUGCUAUGGUUUUUUGAGCCAUAUCAAGAUCUGGAGGCGUUACAGCCGCAUCAAGAUCUGGAGACUUUAACUAUUUAUUGGUAUGGUGGCACCAGGGUGCCCAGUUGGAUGAUAUCCUUGCAGAAUUUGAGAUAUCUUUGUCUCGAUGGUUGGAGUGAAUGUGAAUGUUUGCCUCCUCUUGGGAAAUUGCCCUUCCUUGAGAAGAUAGACGUAAGGGGAAUGAAGAAAGUGAAGACGGUUAGAGAUGAAUUUUUGGGAAUAAUGGACACUCAGACAUCAGCAUCCUCAUCCUCUGUUUUCUUCCCGAAAUUGAAAGACCUCAGGUUCGACAGCAUGGAUGAGUUGGAACAGUGGGAAGGAGUUGGAGGUGAUGAAAUUACAAUUAUGCCAUGCCUUGCUUCAUUGACAAUUAGCUACUGCACUAAGCUAAUGAACCUGCCACUCUUUCUGCGAGACACACCAGUGAAGGAAGUUUCCAUCAGUAGAUGUCCUCGGAGUAUCGUAAUGCCUGUCUGGCCCGACAACUGUGACGUCCACAUUAGCUUUUUAUGAAUGCGUUUGAGGGUUGAACAGAUAUGAAAAUAGACUCACAGAGAAUGAGGAGGUCACCGCGAUCACCUGAAACUGCAGAUCUGUAGGGAAUAUAUAUGAAUGCAGACUCUGAAAUUGCAUGAGUUUUCAAGCUGGUGAUUAAUCACUAAAGAGAUCAGGACUUGUUGAAGCAGUGAUGCAGUAGCAAGGAGAACUGUCUAAUAUUCUUUGAUCCAUUUGAUCAGCGGAUGACGGGAUGAGGCUUCACCUAAACUAGAUAUUCUUAUCCUAUUGGCCGGGGCUGAAACUUUUUUACAGCAUGGAAGGGAAGGAAGAGUGGAUGCGAGUCAUGUGACCCAAACUGGGCAGAUUCAAAUUCAACCAAAGGAAAACUGAUGUAGGGGAUGGUUCAAUGUGGGUUUUGGGGCUCAAAACAGCUUGGAAUGGUGAAAUCUGAUCAAAGUUGAAUCCUGUUGGACUCCAGGAAUCAAAAUUGGUAGAAUAUUCGCAACUGAGAGGAAGAACAGCAUGAUACGGUCUUUGUCAGCAAAGGAACAGUACGCUGAAGUCCUUAAGGCUGGAUUGUGAGAAACCUAUAAAUUUUUUAGGGAGCUGAGGAUGCUUCCCUGUGAGAUCUUAUUGGAAAGGAAUGCUAGUAAGGUGUAUUGUUUUUUCUUUUUUUCAUGGGUGAAAUUAGGGCUGCUCCUCUGUUGAGAGGGGUAAAGAGGAGUGGUUUAUGAUUGUAAUCUUCUUCAUUACUGGGU